This is a messenger RNA of Archocentrus centrarchus (flier cichlid), 1129 nucleotides long. Its product is annotated as P2Y purinoceptor 14-like. Gene Ontology annotation, molecular function: G protein-coupled purinergic nucleotide receptor activity. Gene Ontology annotation, biological process: G protein-coupled receptor signaling pathway. Lineage: Eukaryota; Metazoa; Chordata; Actinopteri; Cichliformes; Cichlidae. The record is from RefSeq and is a predicted model, not a curated record. Gene Ontology annotation, cellular component: membrane. The coding region runs from base 28 to 1059 and encodes 343 amino acids. The transcript has 4 exons.
ACAUCAGGAUUUAUAUACUCCAGAAACAUGGAUGACCCAAAAAACAUGACGUCAUCUUCCAACCAGACCUGUGAUGUUGUCGACACAUCAGCCAAACAUUUCUUCAUCCUGGCCUACAGUCUGGUGUUUCUGGCGGGUUUAUUCCUCAACGGCUUCAUCAUGAAGUUUUACUUUGAUGGAGCUCGGCAGCAUGCGCCGAGCAGCUUGAUGGUCUACCUGAAGAACCUGACAGCUGCUGACUUCCUGCUCUGCCUCUCUCUGCCACUCCGCAUCACCCACUAUGUCAGCAGCUCCGUCAUCAUUCAGACGCUCUACUGUAGUUUUGGAGCUUCUGCCUUCUUCCUCAACAUGUAUGCCAGCAUCAUCUUCAUGGGGUACAUCGCUGCCAACAGGUAUCUGAAGAUCCUCCAUCGUUCAGGAACUCACAUCCUGCAGACGGUACGAGCUGCCCACAUCAUCUCCGUGGUUACCUGGGUUUUUCUCCUGGCUCCAACAGUUGCUUACACCAUCCUGUUUUUCAUCACCCAGGAGCCUCUGACCCCUAGUCCCAGCCACUGUGGGCUCCUCUUUAGUGCAUCGGUCAUCAUUUUCUUCAAAAUCAUCCACACCAGCUGCACCAUCAUCUUCCUGUUGGUCCUCGUACCCCUGAUCUUCUUCUACCACAGCACCUCCCGCAGGGUGUUACUGGCACAGCAGAGACAGCUGGCCUCCUCUGGCUCUGAGCGGCUCGUGAAGUCUCGCAGGAACAUGUCGCUGCUGGUCAGCGUCUUCUGUGUUUGUUUUGUCCCCUAUCACCUGGUUCGGCUUCCUUCCGCCUUUCUGUGGACGAGCUGCUCUGUGGGUCAGGUGUGGUACUACCUGAAGGAGGUGGCCACUGUGGUGUCAGUGUUCAAUGUCUGCCUGGACCCUCUGGUUUACUUUUUCCUCUGUAAGACUUUUCGGGCCCAGGUGAGUCUGAAGAUGUGGCCCAGGAGGACCAACAGCCAACAAAGUGAGAUGGAGAGCAGCAAGAAGCAGCAGAACGCUGUUACAGCAACGAGUCAGACCAGCGAGCUGUAAGGAAAGGUUCCACCAGUGAAAUCAGAGAUCAAUACGAGGCUGAAGUCAGCACAAACACACUCCCACAGAC